AUGGCAAAACCUAUACCAAAAGUUGGUUCACGUAGGAAUGGGCGCAGUAGUGCACGGAAAAGUGCACGUAGAAUACCAAAAGGAGUUAUUCAUGUUCAAGCAAGUUUCAACAAUACCAUUGUUACUGUUACAGAUGUACGGGGUCGGGUAAUCUCUUGGUCCUCCGCCGGCACUUGUGGAUUCAAGGGUACAAGAAGGGGGACCCCUUUUGCUGCUCAAACCGCAGCGGGAAAUGCUAUUCGAGCAGUAGUAGACCAAGGUAUGCAACGAGCGGAAGUUAUGAUAAAGGGUCCUGGUCUCGGAAGAGAUGCAGCAUUACGAGCUAUUCGUAGAAGUGGUAUACUAUUAAGUUUCGUACGGGAUGUAACCCCUAUGCCACAUAAUGGCUGUAGACCUCCUAAAAAAAGACGUGUAGAAAUAAACACUAAAGAGAUUUCAAGAGAAAUAAAUGAUUCAAUGAUCUGAUCAAAUAAAAUAAUAUUACUAUGGUUCGAGAGAAAGUAAAAGUCUCUACUUCGACUCGGACACGACAGUGGAAGUGUGUUGAAUCAAGAACAGAUAGUAAGCGCCUUUAUUAUGGACGCUUUAUUCUGUCUCCACUUAUGAAAGGCCAAGCCGACACAAUAGG
Gossypium arboreum is the source of this 628-nucleotide messenger RNA. Its product is annotated as 30S ribosomal protein S11, chloroplastic-like. Gene Ontology annotation, biological process: maturation of SSU-rRNA from tricistronic rRNA transcript (SSU-rRNA, 5.8S rRNA, LSU-rRNA); translation; ribosomal small subunit assembly. Lineage: Eukaryota; Viridiplantae; Streptophyta; Magnoliopsida; Malvales; Malvaceae. Gene Ontology annotation, cellular component: mitochondrial small ribosomal subunit; ribosome. The record is from RefSeq and is a predicted model, not a curated record. Bases 1 to 465 code for a protein of 154 amino acids. The transcript has a single exon. Gene Ontology annotation, molecular function: small ribosomal subunit rRNA binding; mRNA 5'-UTR binding; structural constituent of ribosome.